UGAGGUGGCAGCAUGUCUGGCAGAGGCAAGGGCGGGAAGGGGCUCGGCAAGGGGGGCGCCAAGCGCCACCGCAAGGUGCUGCGCGACAACAUCCAGGGCAUCACCAAGCCGGCCAUCCGGCGCCUGGCGCGGCGCGGCGGCGUGAAGCGCAUCUCGGGGCUCAUCUACGAGGAGACGCGCGGCGUGCUCAAGGUGUUCCUGGAGAACGUGAUCCGCGACGCCGUCACGUACACGGAGCACGCCAAGCGCAAGACGGUCACGGCCAUGGACGUGGUGUACGCCCUGAAGCGCCAGGGUCGCACCCUCUACGGCUUCGGCGGCUGAACGCCUCUGUUUUUCAAAACUAAAUUGUACAAACACCAAGGCUCUUUUCAGAGCCACCCACAGAUUUCACAACGAGAGCUGCUUAUUACUGAGUGCGUGCUUUAAACAAUUUCUCAAAACAUUCUGAAAGUCUUACACGAGUUAACAGCAGGCAGUUUCCAAGUUGUAAACCUGUUAGAACACAGAGUUCUUAAUUUGCACUGACGCAUACCUACAUACCACUUGGUAGCAUAUUGUAGUAAAUAAAAAUGUUUUAAGUUUCUUUCAUUAAAUAUGAAAAUGAGACAUA
Messenger RNA from Rhea pennata, 613 nucleotides. RefSeq names its product histone H4. The record is from RefSeq and is a predicted model, not a curated record. The transcript has a single exon. The coding region runs from base 13 to 324 and encodes 103 amino acids. Gene Ontology annotation, cellular component: nucleosome. NCBI's taxonomy places the organism in Eukaryota, Metazoa, Chordata, Aves, Rheiformes, Rheidae. Gene Ontology annotation, biological process: nucleosome assembly. Gene Ontology annotation, molecular function: DNA binding; protein heterodimerization activity; structural constituent of chromatin.